Messenger RNA from Mangifera indica (mango), 1171 nucleotides. Its product is annotated as heme oxygenase 1, chloroplastic-like. Gene Ontology annotation, molecular function: heme oxygenase (decyclizing) activity. The transcript has 4 exons. The coding region runs from base 132 to 986 and encodes 284 amino acids. The record is from RefSeq and is a predicted model, not a curated record. Gene Ontology annotation, biological process: heme oxidation; phytochromobilin biosynthetic process. NCBI's taxonomy places the organism in Eukaryota, Viridiplantae, Streptophyta, Magnoliopsida, Sapindales, Anacardiaceae.
UAGCUUUGGCUUCAAGAGCACUUGAGCCGCCGUAACAAGCUUCUCUUUCUAUAAUUUUUUCGUUUUUGUCACUUCACCGUUUUCGUACACUCUUUCUUCUCCAACCAAACUAAUUAGUUUUCAACGUUUUAAUGGCGUCUCUUACCUCAAUUUCUCAGUCCCAAUCAUUUAUAAUCAAACCCCACCUGACAAUCACCAACACCAACUCCAUACCUGGUUUUUUUGGUUUCAGGUUCCAGCCACUUCAGUUUCAAUCUUACAAAAUUACUAGAAUGCCUCACAGAAACGGGGUUGGUGUAGUUUCCGCCACAACUGUGGAGAAGGCCAGAAAGCGUUACCCAGGAGAGGCAAAGGGGUUUGUUGAGGAGAUGAGGUUUGUGGCAAUGAAAUUGCAUACCAGAGAGCAGGCUAAAGAAGGGGAGAAGGAGGUCAAGGAGCCUGAGGAGCGUACUGUAACUAAAUGGGAGCCUUCUGUUGAUGGAUACCUCAGGUUUCUUGUUGAUAGCAAGUUGGUUUAUGAUACUCUUGAAGAGAUCAUUCAAGAAGCCCCCUUUCCAAUUUAUGCUGAAUUCAGAAACACGGGAUUGGAAAGGUCUGAAAAAUUGGCUAAAGAUUUGGAGUGGUUCAAAGAGCAGGGUUAUACCAUUCCAGAGCCUUGUUCUCCUGGUGUUACCUAUGCAAAGUAUCUUAAGGAAUUGUCGGAGAAGGAUCCUCAAGCUUUUAUUUGCCACUUCUACAAUAUAUAUUUUGCUCACUCUGCUGGUGGUCGAAUGAUUGGGAAAAAGGUUGCUGAAAAGAUACUUGAUAACAAGGAAUUGGAGUUCUAUAAAUGGGAUGGUGAACUUUCCCAACUUCUGCAGAAUGUAAGAGACAAGCUGAAUAAAGUUGCAGGAAGCUGGACCAGAGAGGAGAAGAACCAUUGUCUGGAUGAAACGGAAAAAUCAUUCAAGCAUUCAGGGGAGAUCCUUCGUCUAAUAUUAUCAUGAUAAGGAUGAAUGCUUUGCAAUCUUUGUGACCUUGUAUAAGGAAUGGCGCAAGCCGCAACAGUCUUGUUGAUAUCGAAAACCCUUUUAUUUUUUUCUUGUAACUUGAUGAAACAUUUAUUCACUACAGUUGUGCAUAAUUUGAAGUCUUAUUCAAGAUAUAAUCCAAUCUAGGAACUUUGGUUUAA